This is a messenger RNA of Lolium rigidum, 1330 nucleotides long. Its product is annotated as protein WVD2-like 1. The transcript is spliced from 7 exons. Gene Ontology annotation, biological process: microtubule cytoskeleton organization. Lineage: Eukaryota; Viridiplantae; Streptophyta; Magnoliopsida; Poales; Poaceae. Gene Ontology annotation, molecular function: microtubule binding. The record is from RefSeq and is a predicted model, not a curated record. Bases 1 to 1086 code for a protein of 361 amino acids.
AUGGCGGCCAGCGGCGAGGGGGGCGGCGACGCCUCGGCCGCGGCCAGGCGGCGGUGGGAUCUCACCAGCAAAGCGCCGGAGAACAUUCCAAUGGUGAAAGAGGCUGUGGAAAUCUCCACGGAUGAAGAAUCAGACGGUAUUGUUAUAUGCCCGCCAGAUGGUAACACUCGUGAUUGCGAGGAAGUUGUUAGUGGCAGUGAGCAUGAUAGUUCUCCAGAGGGACAAGCAACCUCUGUGGAACCAGUCAUAGACGGAGAGACCGAGGAAGACAAGCUUGUAAACCAAGAUUCGCUGAAGUUGAUCGAUCAAGAAAAUUUGGCUCUUCCUAAGUCACCAGCAAAGCCUAGUAUGUCUGGAUCAGAGAGGUCCAAGCGUACUGUUCCUCAACCAUUCACUCUCUCAACUCAAAGAAGGGCUUCUGCAGGAGGAAAUGGUGUCGUGGCUCACCCAUCCAGUGAUGGAGAAAAAUCUGGGCAAGGAAGUAGCGCCUCUCCAGCAAGCAUGAUAAAGAAGACAAAUCUGAUGGCACCUAAGAAGACUUCGCAGCCUGGUCAUACUUUUCACCCUCAAGAAGACGAUUCCUGUUCUGUGACUUCUUCAACAACAACUUCGACAAGAGCUGGCAAAACUAAGACAACUGUUGCCUUUGCCCCUACAUUUGUAUGUGACGACCGUGCUGACAAGAGGAAGGAGUUCUACACGAAAUUAGAAGAGAAGCAGAAAGCUUUGGAAGAGGAGAAGAACCAGGCUGAAACAAGGAAAAAGGAUGAGCAAGAAGCAGCUUUAAAACAACUAAGGAAGUCCUUGGUCAUCAAAGCCAAACCCAUGCCAAACUUCUACCAAGAAGGCCCGCCUCCAAAGGCUGAGCUUAAGAAGGUGGCUCCAACCCGCGCCAAAUCACCAAAGUUCACAAGGAGAAAGAGCUACAGUGACACACCGCCAACCCCAGAGUCAGCAACUGCCAGCGCAGCAUCUCAGCGGUCACAUCGUCACAGCAUUGGAACUCCUAAAGAUGCCAACAAAGCUCAGUGCUCGCCGAAGAGUGGUGUAGGUGCCAAAGCCAGAGCCGUCAAACCUGUGAGCUGAAGGCCCUCCGAAAGACCAUGGAGCAGCCAAGCUUGAAGGGCCACAAAUCUCGCUGUACAAACCCUAACUCAAGGCUUCUCCGCUUUUAUGGCAUUUCGCGAUUAAGUUAAAUCAUGUAAGGAGUCAGUCACCUGAUCGUUUAAAGCCCUCGACGAACUAAUUCGUGAGCUGAACUAUUGUAUUUCUAUGGUGGAUGUUUGCCUGGGUAGUUUGCAGAUUGUCUCAAGUUCUGUUCUAUUCACCA